This is a messenger RNA of Trypanosoma conorhini, 1677 nucleotides long. Its product is annotated as stress-induced protein sti1. NCBI's taxonomy places the organism in Eukaryota, Euglenozoa, Kinetoplastea, Trypanosomatida, Trypanosomatidae. The record is from RefSeq and is a predicted model, not a curated record. Gene Ontology annotation, molecular function: Hsp90 protein binding. The transcript has a single exon. Bases 1 to 1677 code for a protein of 558 amino acids.
AUGGACGCAACAGAACUUAAGAAUAAGGGCAACCAGGAGUUUUCCGCGGGUCGCUAUACGGAGGCUGCGGAGCUCUUCACUCAGGCCAUUAAUUUGGAUCCCUCCAACCAUGUCCUCUACAGCAACCGAUCUGCCUGUCAUGCGGCUCUGCAUCAGUAUCCAAGUGCGCUCCAGGACGCCGAGAAGUGUGUCUCAAUUAAGCCGGAUUGGGUGAAAGGUUACGUGCGACAAGGUGCCGCCCUUCACGGACUUCGGCGCUACGAUGAGGCUGCUGCGGCGUACAACAAGGGGUUGGCUGUGGAUCCCGCAAACACGGCGUGUACCGAGGGCAUUGCUGCAGUGGAGAAGGAUAAAGUUGCUUCCAGAAUGCAAAAUCCCUUUGCGAAGGUGUUUGGUCCGGAUGCCAUCGGAAAGAUACAGGCCCAUCCAAAGCUUUCACUGUACCUUCUGCAACCCGAUUACGUUCGCAUGAUCGACGAAGUUAUGAAAGAUCCUUCUAAGGUACAAAUGCACCUGAAGGAUCAACGUUUCAUGGCAACGUUCAUGGUCCUCAGUGGGCUGGAGCUCCCCGGCGACGAGGAGGAGGAGGAGCAAGAACUCGCAAGACAGCAACGGCAGAAGCAGCAGGAAGCGAAAAUGAAGGAGGAAGAGGAAAAAAAGAAGGCUGCAGCAGCUGAACUUUCACCCGAAGCCACUGAGGCGCUGCGUUUAAAGGAGGAAGGGAAUGCCCUGUACAAGCAACGAAACUUUGAUGAGGCGCUACAGAAGUAUCAGGAGGCCCUUGCCAAGGACGCCACAAACACCGUUUACCUCCUUAACAUCACUGCAGUUAUUUUUGAAAAAGGCGAGUAUGAGGCGUGCGUAGAGAAGUGCGAAGAAGCUCUGGAGCACGGCCGCGAGCAUCGUUGUGACUACACCGUGCUCGCCAAACUUAUGACACGCGAGGCACUAUGCUUGCAGCGGCUCAAGCGUUUUGAUGAGGCUAUUGCGCUGUUUAAGAAGGCGCUGGUGGAGCACCGCAACCCUGACACCCUUGCGAAGCUGAAUGCUUGUGAGAAGGAGAAGGAAAGGGCCGAAAUUGAGGCCUACUUGAAUCCUGAGCUAGCGCUGCAGAAGAAGGAAGAGGGCAACGCGUUCUUCAAGUCUGACAAGUUUCCUGAGGCCGUGGAGGCGUACACGGAGGCGAUUAAACGUAACCCAGAGGAGCACACGACGUACAGCAAUCGCGCCGCGGCGUAUUUGAAGCUCGGGGCCUACAGCCAGGCUCUCGCGGACAGCGAGAAGUGCAUCAGUCUUAAACCGGAAUUUGUCAAGGCACAUGCCAGACGCGGGCACGCCCUUUUCUGGACGAAGCAGUACAACAAGGCUAUGCAGGCGUAUGACGAGGGCCUCAAACAUGACCCGGCAAAUGCGGAGUGUAAGGAGGGGCGCAUGCGGACAAUGAUGAAGAUUCAGGAGAUGGCUACUGGUGGCGACUCCGCGGACAGUGACGAGGUGGCAAAACGUGCCAUGGCAGAUCCAGAGGUUGCCGCCAUCAUGCAAGACAGCUACAUGCAGCUGGUACUGGGUGAGAUGCAGCGGGACCCCUCGCGCAUCCAAGACUACCUGCGGGAUCCCACAAUUGCUGCAAAGAUCAACACCCUUAUUUCGGCCGGAAUCAUCCGGUUUGGAAAGUAA